Suillus plorans is the source of this 408-nucleotide messenger RNA. RefSeq names its product kinase-like domain-containing protein. Gene Ontology annotation, cellular component: cytoplasm; plasma membrane. Gene Ontology annotation, biological process: phosphatidylinositol phosphate biosynthetic process; phosphatidylinositol-mediated signaling. The record is from RefSeq and is a predicted model, not a curated record. Bases 1 to 408 code for a protein of 135 amino acids. The transcript has 3 exons. Lineage: Eukaryota; Fungi; Basidiomycota; Agaricomycetes; Boletales; Suillaceae. Gene Ontology annotation, molecular function: 1-phosphatidylinositol 4-kinase activity.
AUGGCUGCUUUUAAAAGUCUUUUGGACGGCGCACUCGAGAAACGUGAGGAAUAUGAUGUUUGGCAACAGGCCAUCUUCAAAGUUGGCGACGACUGCCGACAAGACAUGUUGGCCUUACAAAUCAUCGUCAAAAACAUCUUCACCAGCAUUGGGUUGACCCUCUAUCUUCUCCCUUACAGGGAUACCGCAACUGCCGCUGGAUGCGGUGUCAUUGACGUGGUGCCAAAUGCUACAUCUCGAGAUGAGAUGGGAAGAGCCACAGUAAACGACCUGCUUGACUUCUUUAUUUCAAAAUAUGGCGGAGAAGAGACCGUUGCAUUCCAGCGUGCCCGCCUCAAUUUCACCCAGUCCAUGGCCGCGUUACAUCCUGCAAAUCAAGGAUCGUCACAAUGGGAAUAUCAUGGUUGA